This is a messenger RNA of Mycotypha africana, 528 nucleotides long. RefSeq names its product HAD-like domain-containing protein. The transcript has 2 exons. Gene Ontology annotation, molecular function: phosphoprotein phosphatase activity. Lineage: Eukaryota; Fungi; Mucoromycota; Mucoromycetes; Mucorales; Mycotyphaceae. The annotation marks the transcript as partial. The record is from RefSeq and is a predicted model, not a curated record.
CGACCUCACUUGCCACCAAAAAAGAAUGAUAAUGAACCCACAUUAGUAUUGGAUUUGGAUGAAACCUUAAUCCAUACUUAUCGUAGUAAAACAGCAGACAACGGCAGUGGAAUAGAAGCAGAUUAUAUGGUUUUUGCUGAAAAUGGCUACAGUUGUUUGUUAGCAGGCAAAUUACGUCCUGGCGUAUUUGAGUUCUUGAGUUGGGCUGCUAAAUCUUUUGAAAUCGUUGUAUGGACGGCAGGAAGGGAAGACUAUGCGAGCAUGGCGAGGCAUUGUCUGGACCCAGAAGGUGUUUUGAUAAGGCACAUGCUCAGUCGAAAUUCAUGUAUCCGUAUGAAAUCAGCCAAGACAAAAGAAAUAAUGUAUAUUAAAGAUUUGUGUGCAUUAGGCAGAGAUUUAAGCAAGACAUUUUUAGUCGAUAACACACCUCAUGCUGCUUCACUUAACCUAAGCAAUUUGAUACCAAUUGAAGCCUAUUUUGGUGGUGGAUCAGAUAAUGAGCUUAUGGAAUUAAGAAAGUUCCUCGAA